Molecule: messenger RNA, 9518 nt
Organism: Candoia aspera
Lineage: Eukaryota; Metazoa; Chordata; Lepidosauria; Squamata; Candoiidae
Gene: LAMA1
Product: laminin subunit alpha 1
Exons: 63
Coding region: 1-9234 (3077 amino acids)
Biological process (GO): regulation of cell migration; regulation of embryonic development; animal organ morphogenesis
Molecular function (GO): signaling receptor binding
Source: RefSeq, a predicted model, not a curated record
AUGGUAAAAUUCCAUGAUACAAUUCUCUGUGAUAAGGAACAUGGUUUAUUUCCUGCCAUUCUAAACCUCGCUAGUAAUGCUCAUAUCAGCACUAAUGCUACAUGUGGUGAAAAAGGCCGUGAAAUGUUUUGUAAACUUGUGGAGCAUGUUCCAGGUCGACCCCUACGCCAUGCACAGUGUCGAAUUUGUGAUCACAGUAGUGCAAAUUCCAAAGAACAACAUCCUAUCUCAAAUGCUAUAGAUGGUACUAAUAACUGGUGGCAAAGUCCUAGCAUUCAGAAUGGAAGAGAAUACCAUUGGGUAACAAUAACUCUAGAUCUAAGACAGAUCUUUCAAGUUGCUUACAUCAUUAUAAAAGCUGCUAACGCUCCAAGGCCUGGAAACUGGAUUUUAGAACGUUCUGUGGAUGGUGCUGAAUUCAGUCCCUGGCAAUACUAUGCUAUUAGUGAUACCGAGUGUCUAACCAGAUACAAUGUAACACCAAGACUUGGCCCUCCUACAUAUAAGAAAGACAAUGAAGUGAUUUGCACUUCCUAUUAUUCUAAACUUGUUCCACUUGAACAUGGAGAGAUCCACACAUCACUAAUCAAUGGGAGACCUAGUGCUGAUGACCCUUCACCAACAUUACUGGAGUUCACCUCUGCAAGAUACAUCCGUCUCCGAUUGCAGCGGAUAAGAACUCUUAAUGCUGAUCUCAUGACCCUUAGUCACCAUGACCCUAAGGAUGUUGACCCUAUUGUUACAAGAAGGUACUACUAUUCAAUAAAAGACAUAUCUAUUGGAGGUAUGUGCAUUUGUUAUGGCCAUGCUCGAAGUUGUCCUUUGGAUAAAGACACAAAGAAACUACAGUGCCAGUGUGAACACAAUACUUGUGGUGAAAGUUGUAAUGAGUGUUGUCCUGGCUACCAUCAGGCACCAUGGAGACCUGGAACUAUUUCUGCUGGCAACAAAUGUGAAAGAUGCAACUGUCACAACAAAACAGAAAAUUGUUAUUAUGACCAGAGGGUAGCAGAUGAAAAAAAAAGUAUAAACAUUUUUGGUCAAUUCAGAGGAGGUGGAGUAUGUAUAAAUUGUACACAACACACCACUGGAAUAAACUGUGAUAUGUGUAGUGAUGGCUACUACAGACCACAAAAAAUGUCUCCUUAUGACAAUGAUCCUUGCCGUCCCUGUGAAUGUGAUUUAUUUGGGUCCUUUAGCUUUGACUGUGUUAAGGAUGAUAAUCAUGCUGACCCACAAAAAGGUAUUCAGCCUGGUCAAUGUCAUUGCAAGGAAGGUUAUGCUGGAGAAAAAUGUGACCAUUGUGCCUUUGGCUACAAAGGUUAUCCAAAUUGCAUACGCUGUAAUUGUAGUCUCAUUGGCAGCAUCAAUGAUGACCCAUGUACUGAACCUUGCCUUUGCAAAGAAAAUGUAGAAGGCGGAAAUUGUGACCGUUGCAAAUCUGGAUUCUAUAAUCUCCAAGAGAGAAAUCCACAAGGUUGCACUGAAUGCUUCUGUUUUGGGGUUUCUGAUGUGUGUGAAAGCCUUCCUUGGUCCACUAGUAAGAUGUCUUCUAUGGCUGGGUGGGAGGUGACAACUCCAUAUACUUCAAAAACUAUACAACCUCAAGAAAGCCAGUUUGACAAAUCUCAUCAAAUAAGUAUUAACAACACUGUGGUUGCAAAAGUACUAAAGCCUCCUUAUUACUGGUCUGCACCUAAAUCAUACCUUGGAAAUAAGCUCACUGCCUUUGGUGGCUAUUUAAAGUAUACCGUGUCUUACGAUAUUCCCAUGGACAGUACAGACAGUGACCUGGUAUCUAGUGUCGAUGUUAUUAUUCAGGGGAAUGGACAUAUUCUGUCUACAAGAUCUGAAGGGCUGUCUUUACAACCGUAUGAAGAAUAUUCCAGUACAGUGCAUCUUAUCUCUGAAAACUUUGUUGAUUUUAAUACAAAGAAGUCAAUAGAUCGAGACACCCUGAUGUCUGUUUUAGUUAAUGUUACUCAUCUUCUACUUAGGGCCAGUUACAACACUGCAAAAAAAUCUGUAUACAGGUUGGACUCUGUUACUUUGGAUACAGCAAAUGCUAAUCUCAUAGACCUGUCUUCAGCUGUACAUGUAGAAUAUUGUGAAUGUCCUCAGGGUUACUCUGGGAUAUCUUGUGAAUCCUGUCUGCCUGGGUACUACCGAGUGGGUGCAAUACUUUUUGGAGGGAUCUGCCUGCCGUGUGAUUGCCAUGGUCAUGCAACAGAAUGUGAUAGUCGUGGUGUUUGUAUUGCUUGUGAGCAUAACACUACAGGGCAAUCUUGUGAGCAGUGUUUGCCAGGAUUCUAUGGAACGCCCUCCAGAGGAACAGCAAAGGAUUGCCAGCCAUGUGCCUGUCCACUGAGAAGUGCUACUAACAAUUUCAGCCCUACCUGUUAUUUGAAUAACAGCGGCAAAGUUGUCUGUGAUAAAUGUUCUCCAGGUUAUGCAGGGGUCAGAUGUGAAAGAUGUGCAAAUGGGUAUUAUGGCAAUCCUUUAGUGCCAGGCAAAACAUGCAUUCUGUGUGACUGCAAUGGCAAUGUAAAUCCAAUGGAAGAUGGCCACUGUCACUCAGUUACAGGAGAAUGUUUGAAAUGUGUUGGAAAUACUGUGGGACGUCACUGUGAAAGGUGUGCUGAUGGCUAUUAUGGGGAUGCGGUGACCAACAAACAUUGUUAUGCUUGUGAAUGCGAUAUAAAUGGCUCUGUUUCCAGCAUCUGUCAUCAUGAAAGUGGCCUGUGCCAAUGCAGAGCAAAUGUAGUUGGGAAGAGAUGUGACAAAUGCUUGUUUGGCUAUUAUGGCCUAGGUAGUAGAACUGGUUGCCUUCCCUGCCACUGCAGUAAAGCUGGCUCAGCUGCAGAAGAUUGUAAUGAGGAAGGACAGUGUCGUUGUAUGCCGGGAGUGACUCGGGACAAGUGUGACCAUUGUGCUCCAGGGUUUUAUGCAUUUCAGGAUGGUGGUUGCAAACCUUGUGAUUGUGCUCAUACUCACAACACAUGUGAUAAAGAUUCUGGACAAUGCAUUUGCUCUCCUCAUACAACAGGAGAAAAAUGUGAGCUUUGUGAAGAAAAUUUCUGGGGUCAUGAUACAGAAAAGGGAUGCAAGGCUUGCAAUUGUAGCCAUUUAGGUUCGCUCAGUCUCCAAUGUGACCAGCUGACUUCUCAGUGCCAGUGUAAGCAAGGAUACGGAGGGGACAGGUGUGCCCUAUGUGCUUUGGGUUACAGGAACUAUCCGGAUUGUAUACCUUGUGACUGUGAUGUACGUGGGAGUAAAGCAGAUACGUGUAAUCAAGGAAUCUGCAGCUGCGAAGAGGAAACUGGUGUGUGUAUUUGCAAGGAGAAUGUGCUUGGAUUGCACUGCAGUGAAUGCAAAAGCGGGACCUUUGCUCUACAUGCCAUUAACCCUUUGGGAUGCAUCCCUUGCUUCUGUUCUGGGAUGGCAGAAUUCUGUACAGAAGUAGAAGGCUACGUGCGAGUUCCAGUAACCCUGUCUCCAGAACAGGAACUGUUACAUGUGGUUUCUCUCAGUAACUUUACUGGAACAAGUAAAGGUGUAUUUUCCCAGUUUCCUGACAUCAUAAUGGAUGCAGCAACAGUCCGCCAACACUUGAAUGCAGAACCCUUUUACUGGAAAUUGCCAGAUCAGUUCCAGGGAAAUCAGCUCAUGGCAUAUGGUGGGAAAUUGAAAUAUUCAGUAGCGUUUUAUGCUCUGGAUGGUCUUGGAACUGCAAAUCUUGAACCACAAGUCCUGAUGAAGGGAGGUCAUUCUAGAAAACAGGUCAUCUACGUGGAUGUUCCAGCUCCAGAAAAUGGACUAAGGCAAGACGAAGAGAUACUAAUGAUGGAGAGUACCUGGAAAUACUUUAAUGCUGUUUCAGAUGAAUCUGUCUCACAUUCUGACUUCAUGUCAGUUCUGAGCAGUGUUGAAUAUAUUCUUAUCAAGGCUUCAUAUGGUCAAGGACUGCAGCAAAGCAGAAUCUCAAAUGUCUCUAUGGAAAUUGCAAUGAAAGCUGAUCACUUGCCCUCGGUCAAGGAACGAGCUCACCACGUUGAAAAAUGCCUGUGCCCUGUAGGUUAUGCAGGACUCUCAUGUCAGGACUGUGCACCAGGUUACUACAGAGAGAAGCAUGGAAACACAAACCUCAAAGUGUUUCCCUCACUAGUUUCAUCAUGUGUGCCAUGCCUGUGCAACAAUCACAGCAGUGCUUGUGAUCCAGAAACAGGGAAAUGUUUGGAGUGCAGAGAUAAUACAGUUGGUGACCACUGCAAUAUUUGUGCCACUGGUUAUUAUGGCAAAGUAACUGGAUCCAUUGAUGAUUGUUUACUAUGUGCAUGUCCAAGAAUGAGCCCUGAAAGCUUUAGUCCAACAUGUGUUGCAAAAGGUAUAAAUGAUUUCCACUGCAAUGCUUGUGUCACUGGAUAUGACGGGCAGUAUUGUGAAAGAUGUUCUCCAGGUCACUAUGGAGAUCCUAAAGUACCAGGCGGCAAAUGUCAACAAUGUCAGUGCAACCCAAAUGGCUCUCUCCAUUACCACUGUGAUCAUAUCUCUGGGCAGUGCGUUUGUAAGCCAGGUGUAACAGGACAGUUGUGUGAUGAAUGUGAAUCAAGGCACGCUCUUGUGGAAAAUGAAUGUGUUUCUUGUGAUGACGACUGCACAGGGCUGUUGUUGAAUGAUUUGGAUAAUUUUGACAAAGCCACACUUUUGAUAAACUUCACUGGUGCUAUCUUGGCACCUUAUGGAACACUUUCAGACUUGGAAAAUGUCACAAAACAUUUAAAGGAAUCUUUGGGGGCUGAAGAAAGUCCAAACUUAAUGAAAAUUAUGAAUGGCAAUCUUGAAACACUAUCAAAUGUUUCAGAACAGUUCCACAAACAGUUAACUAGAAUACUAGAAAGAGGAGAAAAUCUCAGCACUGCUACAGAAGGUACCUUGAACAAGAGUAAAGAAUUGGCAAAAUUUAUCAGCACAUUACAGGCAACAGUUAAAGUGCUUGUGGAAACGGCAGCCACUAUUAACACAACAGUGGGUACUGAUUUCCCACAAUUAAAUAUAACGCUUCAGAAACUGCAAGAUGAAAUUCCUAUGAUGUUGGACAUAAUGCAUGGAAGAUAUUUCCAGCAGCUGCAUCAAAACAGUAUACAUGAAUUAAAACAUGCAGAAAAAUUGCUGGCACGAAUCCAGAGAGAAUAUUGGAGACCACAGCAAGAAAUGAAGGGCUUUCAAAAAGCAGCAAAACGUGCCUUAUCUGACCAUAGCACCAAACAUCAAGAAGCCCAGGAUGUUGUGAAUGUAGCAAACCGUAACGCCAAAGAGGCUAGCCGUCUGCUUGUUCUUAUUAAUAACAACCUCAAGGAGUUCAAUCAUAAAAAGCUGAGUGUUACAGAAGAUGAGGAGCUCUCUGUUAUGCUGAUGAAAGAAGGAAAAAUCCAAAUGACUGCUGCUUCUGCCUUUGCAAGAGAUAUAUUUAAUUCUACAUCUAGUCUAGAAAUACACCAGGAUGAACUGAUCUUAUGGAGUAGUAAAUUAAGACAACACGUGGAUGACCUGGUCAUGCAGAUGUCUACUCGAGGAGCUCUUGAACUUAUCUAUAAGACAGAAGAUCAUGCUGCUGAGUUAGAAAGAAUUGUUCAUGCAUUAGACAGUGGCCUCUUGAAUGUUAGAAAUGUAACUUUGAAUGUGACAAAUUCGGUCCAUGUGUACUCUACCAUCAAAAAUUUAGUUGAAAGUGCAGAGAACCUGGCAAGUGAUGUUGAUAAGAUUAUACAUGAUCCAGUACAUGUGCAAAAGGGGCCCUUUAAUACUACUGGGAAAAAUGUUCUUCAGCUUAGCUCCACAGUCUUAACUGAUGCAAAACGUCUUCACAAGAAGUAUGAUGGACUCAGGUCAGGGUUAAAUGAGAUUAACAUAAAAGUGGAAAGACUUAAAGUGAAGGCCAGAGGAAUUGCUAAAAAGUUUAAUGACUCCCUGCUUCAGCUGACUGCAUUGCCAAGAGAUACUAGUGAAAAUAUUUUUGCAAUAAAAAGGCUGGCUCUUUCUGCUAAUUUGACUGCCCUUGAUGGUUUAAGCCACCCUGGUGGUUUUAGUGAGAAGCUGUUGAACACUUCAUCUGCAUUGUCUAAAGUUAAUGAUACGUUGCAGAAAACAAAUGAACUUAUAAUUGACUCAACAAAUGCUGCAGCAUCAGCUGAAAGAAAAGUGAAUGAAAUUGAAAUCCAGGCUGGUCUGUUAUAUGGAAGGCUGAAACCUCUGAAAAUGCUGGAGGAGAAUCUAAGCAGAAACAUCUCUGAAGUUAAAGAGCUCAUAAACCAGGCUCGCAAACAGGCAGCUUCUAUUAAAGUUGCAGUAUCUGCAGAAAGAGACUGUAUCCGGGCCUAUCAACCCCAGAUAUUAUCUACUAAUUACAAUACGUUAACAUUAAACCUUAAAACAAUGGAACCUGACAAUCUUUUGUUCUAUCUGGGUAGCAAUGGUAAAACUGAUUUCAUGGCAGUGGAAAUGCGACGUGGCAAGGUGGCCUUCUUGUGGGAUAUGGGUUCUGGAUCAGCAAGACUGGAAUAUCCUGAUUUAUCUAUUAACAACAACAAAUGGCAUAGAAUACAUGCCACAAGGUUUGGGAAAACUGGCACUCUGAGUGUAGAGGAGACCAGUUCUCCUCAGAAGCCCAUCAGAAGAACUGCCACCUCUCCUGGAGCAGCCACAGUGCUAGAUGUAAAUCAGUCAACUCUAAUGUUUAUUGGUGGACUCGGAGGACAAAUCAAGAAAUCACCGUCCAUUAAAGUAACACAUUUUAAAGGGUGCAUAGGGGAGACUACCUUGAAUGGUAGGCCAGUGGGGCUUUGGAAUUUUAUGGAAAGAGAAGGCAAGUGCACUGGAUGCUUUGGAAGCCCACAGUAUGAGGACCCUUCAUUUCAUUUUGAUGGCAGUGGAUAUUCAGUGGUGGAGAAAGCACUUCGCUCUACUGUGACCCAGAUAAUUGUAUUUUUCAGCACUUUUUCAACUAAUGGGCUUUUAGUAUACCUGGCUUCCAAUGGCACAAAGGAUUUCUUGUCUCUGGAACUUGCUGAUGGCAGAAUUAAACUAACCAUUGAUCUUGGCUCAGGUCCCCUUACACUUAAAACAGAAAGCCGCUACAAUAAUGGAACAUGGUAUAAACUUUCAUUCAGUCGAAACAAAAAGGAAGGGAUUUUGGCAGUCAUGGAUGCUUAUAGCCUCAAUUCUAAAGAAAUCAAGCAAGGAGAAUCUCCUGGUGUAGCAUCUGACCUGAAUCGUUCUGAUAAAGAUCCUAUUUACAUUGGGGGGUUACCACGGUCAAGGGCAGUAAGGAAAGGAGUUCAUAGCAGAACCUAUGUGGGAUGCAUUAAGAACUUAGAAAUAUCCCGAUCUACCUUCGAUUUGCUUAAAAAUUCAUAUGGUGUGAGGAAAGGCUGCAUCCUAGAGCCUAUACGCAGUGCUAAUAUCUUACAUGAUGGUUACAUUGAGUUGCCACCCAAACCUCUUUUGGCGGAAUCUGAAUUUAUGGCCACUUUUGCUACAAAGAACACCAGUGGCAUUAUUCUUGUGGGGCUUAGCAAAGGUGCAGCAAAACGAAGACGCAGGCAAGUCCAUCUUCCCUUUUUCUCCAUCAUGCUAGUGAAUGGUCACUUGGCUGUGCAGGUCCUUGCUGGUGACCGAGCAAGUGCAAAAAGGGUCACGGUCAAGCCUGCUAAUGGAACUUACAGCGAUGGACGAGAACAUUCUGUCAUCUUGACUCGGAAUAAGAGAAUGAUAGCGGUACAAGUGGAUGAAAGUAAACCUGAAGAAAUUAGACUUGGACUCAUGGCAGAAACUAGACCAAUUAAUAUAUCAAAGCUCUUCAUUGGUGGAAUUCCUGCUGGAGAUAGCAUUUCAGGAUUAAAGAUGACGGGCUCUUUCUAUGGUUGUAUAGCUAACGUGAUAUUUAACACAGAGUUUCUAGAUUUCACCACUGCAGUAAAGUAUGAAGGUGUUGAUAUGGACAGCUGCUAUCUUCCAGAGAAGUCUAAGCCUUCUAUUCAACUAGAAGACAUUGAAAUCCGAUCUGAAAUGCAGAUGCUGCCGAGUUCUCUAAAGUCUUUUUCACAGAUUAAGGCGAAACCAUGCGCAGAAGGUGGAGAACUUAAGUACGUUUCUGAUGCCCAUCAGUUUGGCUUUACCAGAAACAGCCACUUACUGCUGCUUUUCAAUCAGUCUACAGUAAGAAAGAAGUUUUCUGUCCAAUUAAGUGUCAGAACAUUUGCUUCUAGUGGUCUAAUAUACUAUACAGCUCAUCAAAGGCAAGUUGAUUAUGCAGCCCUUCAACUACGAGGAGGAAAACUUCAUUUUUCAUUUGACCUUGGAAAAGGACAGUCAGUAGUUUCUCAUGGAGCAAUAAUCAGUGAUGGAAAUUGGCAUACAGUGCAAACAGAUUAUGCUAAGAGAAAAGGUGUAAUCAUAGUUGAUGGGCAGGAAACUGAAGCUGUCAGUGUUUCAGGUGAUGGAACCACAUUGGAUGUGGAUGGGAAAUUGUACUUGGGGGGUCUACCCUUAGGUUACCUCACAAAGAACAUUGGAAAUAUUUCUCACAGUAUUCCUGCAUGCAUCAGUGGAGUAACCAUUAACAACAAGCAGUUAGAUAGUCUGGUCUCAACCUUUGCUGUGAAUAAAUGCUAUGCUGCAAUCCAGAAAGGAACUUACUUUGAUGGAAGUGGUUUUGCUGCUCUUGUUAGGGAGGGCUAUAAAGUCAGAUCUGAUGUUAACAUUACAUUUGAAUUCCGUACCAAUGCCAUGAAUGGAGUUCUUCUUGGAAUCAGUAGUGCUAAAAUAGAUGCCAUUGGGCUGGAGAUUGUAAAUGGAAAGAUUUUAUUCAGUGUCAACAAUGGAGCUGGUAGAAUAACAGCUUCCUAUAAACCAAAAGAAAUAUCUGAUCUAUGUGAUGGACAGUGGCAUAAACUUCAAGCUAAGAAAAGCAAGCAUCAUAUUGCUCUAAUAGUCGAUGGAAAUGCAGUUCAGACUGAUAAUCCCUAUGUUCAGUCAACCUCUGCAGAUACAAAUAACCCCGUUUAUGUUGGAGGGUAUCCUGCUGAUGUAAAACAAAAUUCCUUGACCAGUAAGAACUCAUUCCAAGGGUGUUUGAGAAAUUUUAUGCUGAUUAAAGGCCAGCAAGCAGACUCCUUUGACUUCAGUGAAGCCUUUGACCUGCGCGGAGUUUUUCCACAUUCCUGCCCUGGAGCCUGAGUACUAAAUGGGAGGAAAAAUGUUCCAUUUUAAGAGGCUUUGUCUAUCAACUCUUAAUGAAAAAGAAAUGCUUUUAAUGAUAAUACUGAUUUCAGUGAUUUCCCUCUUAUUUUCCAGCUCAAGAAAAAUAUGUUUAGCUAGAACUUCUACACUUUUUUAAAAACAAAAAGUAUCUUUUGUACAACAAAUACCUCUACUAAAAUAUUAACUACAUUAGCUGACUGUUUCUUAUUGUUAGCAAAAGCUCUUUAAAAUCAACAUUUACAAUAAAUCUGCUGUUAAUU